This is a messenger RNA of Magallana angulata, 6744 nucleotides long. Its product is annotated as pleckstrin homology-like domain family B member 1. The coding region runs from base 401 to 5443 and encodes 1680 amino acids. The transcript is spliced from 18 exons. Gene Ontology annotation, molecular function: protein binding. NCBI's taxonomy places the organism in Eukaryota, Metazoa, Mollusca, Bivalvia, Ostreida, Ostreidae. The record is from RefSeq and is a predicted model, not a curated record.
GUAGUAAUUUUCCUUGUUGCUGGAAAAUCAGAUUUGAUUACAGAAAACUGCUAGCAUGGAUACUGGCUGAAUUAAUUUUCACUCUGCACCAAGAGAUAUUCAAUUGCAUAUUUUGACAAACAGUCAUACUGUGUUAUUAUAGGCAGAAGUGAUGCAAUGCUAAAAAUUGGUAAUGUUUAUUUUGGUAGAUAAUGCCAAUGUAACACUGGCGUUUCUAACAAUGUGAGGAAAGUUGCAGAUAACAAGCAGAUGUAUAGGAUUCAUAUUCUAUGAAAAAUGGUCAGUGGAGCCUAUAGCUGGACAUGAUGGGGAGAUGUUGAGUGAGAGAAACAGGAUGACCAAACAUUGGAAUCUAAGAUAAAACUCAUUGGACAUGGCAUGAGAAGGCUGCUGGAUCAUAAUGGAUGGAUUAGGCGGACCAUACCAGAAUCUAGACAGGAGAAAAAUCCAUCCCCUGUUGGAUCAGGAGGAGUACGAGCUGAAUGACACCGACAAUGCGGUCAAGGUUCACACCGACAAACCACACCUGGUCAGCCUGGGGAGUGGCAGGCUCUCCACCGCGGUCACCAUUCUACCACUCCAAGAGGGAAGGACAGAGAUUGGAACCUCUGCUGCUCCCAGUGUACCUGACAUCAUCAUACAGGGGACGGGGGUGGAGGCAGAGCACUGCUUCAUUGACAACAUUCACGAUGUGAUCACACUCUAUCCCCUCGCCAAGAUGUGUGCCGUGGAUGGAGUCCUUGUCUCAGAACCCACAAGACUUCCUCAAGGUUGUAUGCUUUGUUUGGGCCGCUCAAACUACUUCAGAUUUAACCAUCCAAAGGAGGCAAAAAAAAUCAAAGAGGCCAUGCCCAACUGUAGGAUCUCGUGUGCACCACUGGCUUUCCUUCAAGAACUGGAGGAAAACCCUGAGUAUCUCAAAAUGAUAUCAGAUGCUGGAAAUACUGUGCAAAAACGGUCGUCUUCUGGAUCUGACAAAAGUCGCAAAGGAUCGUCUUCAAGAUCUCCACAUAGCUCUUAUAGUAAUCAACAGGACGAUGAAGAGUUUCUAAACAAAGUUUGUAAGUUUGAGAUGAUCUCGCGUGGCAAAUCCUCACCUACAGCAAGAUCUCCAGUGAGCCAAAGUUUUUCACCCGAUGGAUCUUACCGUUCUUAUACACAAGCAAUGUCUGACCAAAACGAAAUGGGAAAAUCGGAACCUUUAUCACCUGUGGAAAUGAAAAGAGGCUAUGUCUCGUCUCCGCUGGAAGGAAAACAGUAUGUGCCAAAGCCAAAUUAUACUUAUGCAGGAGAGAAACUUUUUACAAAAGAAACAGCUACAACUCGUGUAUCUGCAGAUAUUCUCAAAAAAGCUGGAAAUGUGCAAGUGACUGAACGAGUGACCAGCACUGGAAGCUCUAGCUCCAGUUCUCUGACCAGUGUUAGUAGUGCUGGGGGUGCCACUCUGAGCUGGCACUCCGACUCCAACAAAUCCUCCCCCAGAACCAGCUUUGUGACUCUCUCUUCCCAGAAUUCCACAGAACAUAAGAAAACUCUCAUUACAGUUGUGUCGCCAAAAGUGUUCACCUCCAAAGUCAACUUAGAGACUGAUGCAGAGAAACUCGCUGAAAGUAUCAUGAAUGGUGACCUACUAGCAACAGCUUAUGACAGUGCUGGAAGUAGUAACUCGUCCAGUAAAAGAAAUACUUUUGAUGGAAUGGACUUUGAUUUCAAUGAACUGACUGCGAGCCAGCAGGAUUUGUCUAUGAAACAUCGUGAAAUUGUGGCUGAACGAAAAAAGGAACAAGAAAUGGAAAGACAAGAAAAACAAAGGUUAGAGGAGAUUCUGAGUAUGUGUGCAGAGUAUGAUCAGAAGGUCUCUGUAGACACUGUGAAAGUGAAACAACAGACCUCAGUCAAGGCAGAGCCUAAAAUCCCACCUGCAAUGCAACAGUUCCUGGACAAUAAUGUUCCCAAAAUGUCAGGAACACCAAGUCCUAAGAAAUCUUCACCUGUCCCUACCAAAUCUACCCCAAAGACUCCAAAAGCUGGUGAUUCCUUUGUUUUUGAUGGCACUCCAGUAGAAAAAGUGGAGCAGUAUGAUCAAAAGAAGAGACUAGUGUCUGAUUCCACUAAAAGUGAGAGUCCACUUAUUUCAUACCAGGAUGUCACUCCAUCCAAAACACCAUCAGGGAACAAGAUAGUUAGCCCAAUCAUAAAAACAGACAGAGAUGGACAGUAUUCCCGCUCAGGGAAAGGACAAAUCACUAGCACACCUAAAUCUGUGAACUUUAAAGAUGAGAGACCUCUUGAAAUAGAAGACAGCCCUAAAUCGUCUAGAGGAGGUCAAAGAUACUUCAGAGAGAGGAAAGAUUCUGACUAUGAUAGUGCUGACAUGAUUAUAGAACCACCUAAAAUGGUCAAUGGAGAUGUGCCUGCUCUUCAUGGAAAUGAUAGGCACCAAAAUGCACAACAUUCUACACAGCAUAGUGCAGAAGUGUCUGAGAAAUCUGAAAGUGUGAAUCAUAAUGGGAAAACAAGUGUCAAAGUGAAAGAGGACGAGUUUGAUAGAGAAAGUAUGGCUUCUCCUCUACACAGACCAAAUCAUUUACCAAGUUUUCAGGAUUUUAGUAAUGAAGUCAAUUCAUUGGAUAGGAAAGAAAAAUCAGAAUUCAAAAGUUCAAUGACAAAAAUCAAGACCAAUGGAUCAUUAACAAUGAUUUCAUCUCCCAGCAACACGCACAAGGAAUUUAGCUUCCAAAUGCGAAGAGCAAGUUCCAACUCAUCCAAUUCAGAAGAGGAAUCUGCGAGUAAUUCUGAGGACACAGGAACUAUCAAACGCCGUCCAGGGCAGUUGCAAGAGUUCCAAGUGCAACGUAAAGGCCCGGGGUCAUCAAGUGAGGUGAAAGACAAACUGAGUCCAGAUGACCCGCCCACAAACUUCCGUCCUGCGAUGGGUAGCAGGAGCCCCAAACUUACCCGUAAACUAAUGCAUGUGGAGGACUCAAAUGAGAAAGGAAAUGAAAACAUCACCACAUAUCAUAUUCAUCGAGAAGAAGUAAAUGUGAAAGUUGUGGAUAUUGAUAUUGACGUAGAGAAUAAAAGUCCCAUUGCUGUUCAAAAAUUGAGUGAAAAACAAGAUUCUGGUCCAGUCAGCUGGCUUGAAUCCCAAAGGAGAAAAGUGGAGAACGGACUUUUUAACUUUAAAGAUGCAAAAUUACCUCAGAAUGGACUUUCAGAAAAGCAUUCUAGCCCUGACUCCAGUAGUGCUACCAAUUCAACUGCAGUGGACCAGAAGACUGGAAUUUAUGAGAAUAUACCAGCAAGAUCUCCAAAAUCAUUCCCUGGUUUCAAAGUGGAAGUGAAACAAGGAACAAAAUUGCAGUCUUUCUGGGAUGGAGAUAAUAAGACAUUGGUGAAUGGACUGCCUGGUUCCCGUAAUUCCUCAGGUUCUGGUGGAGGAAGAAAGUCGGAUGAUGUGGAGAGUCUAGUGUCAAACAGCAGUGACACUGAGGUCAAAGGGUCAUCAAGGGGUCACCGAAGGUCGGGGGAUCCAUCCAGUAGAAGGAGUUCAGGACAUAGCAAAGAUUCCGAGUCCUUUCAGCAGCUGGAUAGACUGAAGAAGGACAAAGUGGAGCUCGUGUCCAAAAUCACCUUCCUGAAGCAGCAGAUAGAGGAAAUAGAGAAACUGGAAAAUGAAGCCAUCCGAGAGCUUGAAAUGGAAAAAGCUCUGUUGGAUGGAGAAAAAGAGACAGAGAUGGAAGAAUUACAGCGUGACCAGGAGCGGAUCAACAUUCUAAAGGAGCGGCAUAGGGAGGUGGUGGAAAGGGCAGCAAGGGAGAGGCAAAAGCAGCGAGUUAGAACAACCAGCAGAUUACGUAAAGAGCUGCAGCAGAUGGAGAAGCAGAGAGAGCUGAUCCAACAGUUAGAGCAGCAGCAGCAUGAGACGGAGCAGAGACUGGAGGCAUGCCCCAAGGACGACGAGGAAGACAUGUUAGAGCAGCAUCAGCAGCAGAUGGACAGCAUAGAACAUCAGCAUAAGAUAUUUGAUGACAUGGAAUUCAAACAACUGGAGUCUGAGGCCAAGUAUGAAGAGGAGAAAGAGCAGAUACAGAGAAAACUCAUGAAAGAACAGCAAGAACUGUUAGAAAAAUACAGGUCAAGGGAGAACCGUCUCGUGGAAAUAGAUGGCCAUAAAAAGGAAAUGUUUUCUGGAGUCCGGAAAGACAUGCAGUCCAUGGAACAGAAGAGGCAGAGAUUGGUGGAGGAAUUCAGGAAGGAAAAAGUAGAAUUGUCAAACUUGGUGAAGAAAAUCCAAGAGAUUUCCAAAAUGCUGGCUCUUCCUGUCAGUGAUGAUAAUAGGGACUCGUUUUUAGCCGACUUCCAGGAAGGAAAACUCUCAUCCAGAGACAGCUACACCACUGACCCCGCCCCCGCCAGUCAGGGGGAGAGGGAGGGGUCAGUCCCCCUCUCUGCCACGUCAAGUCCGACAAUGUCCUGGAUCUCUUCCUCCUCUGAGAAAGGUGAGCGCAAGAAAUCAGCCACCAUGUUGGAGAUCGAGCGAAACCACUCCCUGUUCCUCGAGCUUCAAGGAGGUCAUGUGAUAGAACAAGAGAAGAAGCGAAUCGAAGAGUUGAAACGGAGGGCAGCAGAUGAGGGAAGAGCUCAAUGGGAGGAGAGGAAACUCCGAGAGGCCAACUGUAAAAGCUUCAACUCGCUGGAGUCCGAAGACAGCAGUGUCGCCAGCAGUUGUGAAACACCCUCUGAGAAAGAAACAAGCCUCAGCAGUGGGGAGGACCAGCUGGAGAAGAUGUUGGAGCUGGAGAGACUCCUCGCACAGGCCCAGUCAGAGAAAAUGAGGAUGAUAGCAGACCAGGUGAAAACUCGGGAGCAUGAGAUGAUGGCCCUACAAGAGGAGAGACAUAAACGAGAACAACUGGAGAGGAAACUUCAAGAGGAGACCCAGCUUAGAGAGGAACUAGUCCAACAGCAGAUCAAAAUGCGUGAAAAACAGUCAAAACAGGCUCGUCCUUUAACAAGAUACCUGCCUGUUAGAGGAAAAGAAUUUGACCUUAAAAAUCACAUAGAGUCUGCAGGUCAUCACCUUGACGACUGUCCUCAUCUGGUGGUCACAUCCACGAACUGUAGAGGGUGGCUCCAAAAAAUGGGCAACAAAUUCAAAACAUGGCACAGACGUUGGUUUGUGUUUGAUAGAAACAAGCGAUCUCUGAUUUACUACACAGACAAGAAUGAAAGCAAACCCAGAGGAGGCAUUUAUUUCCAGGCGAUAGAGGAAGUGUAUGUUGACCAUUUACGGACAGUUAAAAGUCCCAAUCCAAAGUUAACUUUCUGUGUGAAAACUUGUGAUAGAACUUAUUACAUGGUGGCCCCCACCCCAGAGGCCAUGAGGAUCUGGAUUGAUGUGAUAUUCACUGGAGCAGAAGGGUACCAGCAGUUUUUAUGAUGACAAUUGCUUAAGAUUAGUACUGGUACUUGACUGUGGUAGAAGGAAUGGCUGAACAUGCACGUAAUUUCAAGGAAUGGGGAUUACAUUGUACCUUCCAUUCAAAGGGCAUUUGGGAUCAGUGUGACAAGAUUUCAUAGCAUGUAUUGAACGGUUUGUUACAGGAUAUGAUAUAAUGUGGGGUGGAACAGUAGACGUGUACAUUGUAGACUGAGAAGUUGAGAUGGAAGUCAGAAGUAGUGUGUGUUGUUGUUGUGAUUGGGGUUACCAAAAAAAAAAAAGGAAAAAGAAAAACUGCUGACAGAUGGACUGCUGAAGCAGUGGUUACCAUUAUUUUACACAAAAGACAUUUGUUGAAAUUAUGAUGACCUUUUACCACUGAGUGGUUAUCUGCUGAACAGUGCACAGUGGUAAGGUUUCUGAUGGUUACCACUAUAAUGAGUGUACCCAGAGGCAGAUGAAUAGUGCUGAAUAUAUAAUAACUUGUUUUAAUCUGAAUGACUACACUAUUUUUGUAUGGUAGGCAUAAUGGUAUUUAUACGAUAAUGAUGAUACAUUGGGCACUUGAAUGGUUGUCAAGGGCGACUGUUGUCAUUUACUUUCAGGACUCUUUCUGUAAAUGUUCAUUGUAUUCUUUUACUUGUGAUGAUUCUUUGAAAACACAAGGUUCUCUAGGUAGCUAUAUACCCAAAUAUUUUGUUUUAAUCAGGUACUUUGUUAGUGAGAAAACCACUUUUCUUAAAUGUAUACCAUAUAUACAUGUAGCUAUUUUCAUUUUUUUUUUUAAUGUUCAGUGUCAAAUGUCAGUCAUGCAGAUGUCUCCAAUUUAUAAUUACCACAUUGUAAAAACAUUAAGACUGUUCAAUCAGUUACAUAGUGCUCCAUGUAUGGAUGUUUGACCUCCUCACAGCUUUUCUGAUUAAGGUUGUCAUUUCAAAUUUCACAAUGAGAUUAUCAAAUUCAUUGCAUUGAGUACCAAACAUCAGCACCAUAUUUUUUUUCAAUUUUUAGGAUUUUGGAUUUUUAAAAAAUAUAUGUAAUUUUUUUUAAUGGUCUCUGUGUAACUUUGAGUACUUGGUUGGUGUAGACAUACUAUAUUAGUAGCUGCAUAUUGUUGUUCUUCCAUCCAUCUUGCCCAAAGUAUUUGUGUUACCAUAACAACAGUCCGACUUGUCUAUGUUGCAUGGAGUUUGUUACAUGUAUAUAACUGUUGUGAAAGCUUGACAAGGUCAAGGUCAUUUGUUACAAGUUGCUGAUAUUUAUAAAUUAAUAAUGAUACUGUAAUAAAACACUCAAAUCUU